Falco peregrinus (peregrine falcon) is the source of this 1797-nucleotide messenger RNA. It is a transcript of the gene KCNK12, whose product is annotated as potassium two pore domain channel subfamily K member 12. The transcript is spliced from 2 exons. Gene Ontology annotation, molecular function: potassium ion leak channel activity. Gene Ontology annotation, cellular component: membrane. The record is from RefSeq and is a predicted model, not a curated record. Gene Ontology annotation, biological process: potassium ion transmembrane transport; stabilization of membrane potential. NCBI's taxonomy places the organism in Eukaryota, Metazoa, Chordata, Aves, Falconiformes, Falconidae. The coding region runs from base 499 to 1746 and encodes 415 amino acids.
UGCGGGCGGCCCCCCGGGGGCGCGGCACCGGCGGCGGCUCCCCGGCCCGGGCGGGCGGCGGCGGCAGCGGGGCCGGGGGGGCCUUUCGCGCCGGGGCCGCGGCUGCCGGGGGCCGCGCCGCACGCUCCCGCCCUCCGCCCGCCGUCGGCCGGGCGCCGAGCGGAGCCUCCGCCUCCGCCUCCCCGCGGCGGUCUCCCCCGCGGCGGGGCCGCCGCCGCCGCCCCGCAUGGCCAGAGCCAGCCGGCCGGGGCGGGCCGCGCCGCAGCAGCCCCCCGGCCCCGCGGGCGAGGGGCGUCGGGCUGAGGGCGGGCGGGCGAGAGCGGCGGCCCCGGGGCGCCUCCGCCAGCCGGCCGGGCAGCCCCGCCGGGGGAUGACUCAGAGCCGCGGCCCCUGCAGCGAAGCCGCCGCCGCGCCGGGCUCCGCGCCGCGCCGCCCCAUGCCCGCGCCCCCCGCCGGGGGCCGCCCGCCGCCCGCCGCGCCCGCAGCGCCGCGCACCGGAUGAUGCCCCCGCGGGGGGCGGCGGGCUCCUGCCGCCGGCGGCGCCUGGCGCCCCUCAACGAGGACAACGGGCGGUUCCUGCUGCUGGCCGCCCUCAUCGCGGCGUACCUGAGCGCCGGCGCCACCGUCUUCUCGGCCCUCGAGAGCCCGUCGGAGGCGGCGGCGCAGCUCCGCUGGAACCGGACCCUGCACAACUUCAGCCGCAUCUUCAACAUCAGCCUGCCGGAGCUGCGCGUCUUCCUGCGGAGCUACGAGGCGGCCAUGGCCGCGGGCAUCCGCGUCGACGCCCUGCGGCCGCGCUGGGAUUUCCCCGGCGCCUUCUACUUCGUGGGCACCGUCGUCUCCACCAUAGGUUUUGGAAUGACCACACCAGCAACCGUGGCUGGCAAAGUAUUCCUCAUCGUUUAUGGCCUUUUUGGGUGUGCCGGGACGAUCCUUUUCUUCAACCUCUUCUUGGAGCGCAUUAUCUCUCUGCUGGCGUUCAUCAUGAAGGCGUGCCAUGAGAGACAGCUGCGAAGAAGUGGUCUCCUACCUCCCAACUUCCGAAGGGGGCCAGCUGUGUCUGGGGUGGGCAGCCUGGUGGGGUGGAAGCCAUCCGUUUACCACGUGAUGCUGAUCCUGGGCAUUUUUGCUAUUACCCUUUCCUGCUGCGCCUCUGCCAUGUAUACAGCCGUGGAAGGAUGGAACUACGUUGACUCCUUGUACUAUUGCUUUGUCACCUUCAGCACCAUCGGCUUUGGAGAUUUGGUAAGCAGUCAAAAUGCUGCAUACCAAAAUCAGGGAUUAUACAGAUUCGGAAACUUCGUAUUUAUAUUAAUGGGGGUAUGUUGCAUAUACUCUCUUUUUAAUGUCAUCUCAAUCGUAAUCAAGCAAGUUUUGAACUGGGUGUUGAAAAAAUUCGAAUGCAGAUGUUGCCCAAAGUGCCAUAAAUCAAGUGCCCGCCUCGGACGUCGCAACGCCAUCACCCCAGGAGCCCGCCUGCGGCGACAUAACAUCUCGAUGGAUGCUGACAGACAGUACGACAGCGACACCGAGGGGAGGAGGCUCUCCGGAGAGAUGAUCUCCAUGCGGGAGCUUACGGCAUCCAAUAAAGUCUCCCUGGCCAUUUUGCAAAAGCAGCUGUCCGAGACGGCCAACGGCUACCCCAGGAAUGUUUGUAUCAAUACGAGACAAAACGGUUUCUCCGCUGGGGUGGGUGCUCUAGCCAUCAUGAACAACCGCUUGGCAGAAACGAGUGAUUCUAGGUAGAGUUUUUGAAAUUCCUUUUGUUUCUUUAAUAAAAAUAAAGUGGUGGUUAGA